Molecule: messenger RNA, 2232 nt
Organism: Batrachochytrium dendrobatidis JAM81
Lineage: Eukaryota; Fungi; Chytridiomycota; Chytridiomycetes; Rhizophydiales
Exons: 4
Coding region: 1-2202 (733 amino acids)
Source: RefSeq, a predicted model, not a curated record
AUGGAUAGCUCGACUAUUGAAAGUGAAUCGUUGCCUCCAACCGAUAUUGAUGCAAUAUUAGAAGCAGCUUAUUCCAUAAAGGAAAAUAUGAACCAUCGACAUUCUAUUGAUAUUCACGGCCAAAGACUGUCUAUUUUCUCAGCAAGUAAACCAAGUAUAACGUCGCCUACAGCGAGCAUGCCGCAUUCAGACCCAAUGUCAAGUCGAACUGCCUUGCAGCAUAAUGCAUUGGGACAUUCAUACCAACACUCUAAUUAUCAGCAUAAAUAUCAUGCUAAUAGAACCGGAAGCAGCUCAGAACUGCCAUUACCAUCCACUACAUCGCCCACUCUGGCUGCAGCGGAUAAAAAUGAUGGACAUAUUAUAGGAAGAAGUAUUUUACAACUCAUGACAGGAAGUAGUGCAAGAGAAACCAAUAGACCAAGAUCCAAUACAACCGAUACAAAUAUCAGUCCAAACCAGUAUAAGCUUUAUUUUGGUGGUCAUGGCAGUAAGAGCGGAAGUAAAGCUAAACUGGGCGAGCGCGCCAAUGUUGAAACCACGGCCAGCAAUCAAGGAAUUGGCAGCAGUACAACUAAUCCUGUCUGUGGGAUAAGCAACGAUGCAUCCAGUCAUCAUGAGCUUACACAAAGUAUCGAGUUUGCUCAAGGUUCAUUGGCUCGCACAUCUCCAUCCAUGCAUCCCGCAAGCAAAUCAUCUAUUGCAUCUGGUACACGCUCACGUCCGCGAGGAGAAUCUGACACUACUGGAAAUAGCUCUGGGUAUCAACGAAACAGUACAAAAACUCCUCUAAUACAGGAUAUAAAUCAAAAAACUACUCCCAAAACAACUGAUAUGGAUUCGUUUUUGUCACUGAGUGCUUCUGCACAAAUGAUGUCUUUGUCAGUCGUGGAUGAAAGUUCUCGAUCCAUGUCGCUGGAAAUGGUAUCUGGAGAUAAAGCAUCUCAAGAUACUAACCCCACUCUCUCUACACAACCAGUAAAAAAUUUGAAUCCAACACAUCCUGAUCAACAUGUAAAAACUGCUCCUUUGAAUGAUACACAUAUGGCUCCUAAAGUCCCUGAUAUGAAUUCGCAUGGAGUAGCAAGAUUGGUAUCUGUGAAAUUCCCAACCACCCAGAUUGAUGUAGACCAAAUUCUUCAAAUUGGAAUCAAUGAUUUGCAAUGCGAGCAAGCAGUGAAUAGUGUUCAAGUACAAGUUCGCGAUGUAGACGAUAUCCUCAGCAUCUCAGUUGACGAAAUGUUGAAUGUGGAUCACAAUGCAAAUGUAAAGUUGUUUCCAGAAAAAACCGAGGCCAAAAGCAACGCUAGUAAACAAAUUGAAAAAAACUUGAAUGUUAAUAUGACUGAACAGGUUGAUCAAAUUGCUCAUAGUGUACGUGUUGGUCAUGUCGAUUCGUUGCCGUGUUUACCACUUUCGGAAUUGCAUCGAUCACUUUCAGAUCCGGCUAUGAAUGCUCCUUUAUCUUGGUUAUCACGAACUCAAAAACAGCGUCAAAGCAUUGCUGGAGCAGAUUGUCAACCCUCUAUGCAUAUCAAGCUUGACAAGCAAUCUAAAGAUGAGCGUAGAAAGUCAUUUAUUUCCUCAUUGGUAAGCUGUGACUUUCGUGCUGGUACAGCUGUUUUUGCAAGUGGAACAAUGCCUCGUCUUAAUGUAAGAAUAUCCGAAGAGCGAUUAGAAGAAGUACCAACUGCACCGUCAACUACUAUUCCAAGAACUAGUUCUCAACCUGCUCCAAUUAGUAUCAACAACAAAGGUGCAUUUGCCAGUUCAGGAAUCCUGUCCAGUCUAGUAUCUAGUAAGCCACAUAAAGAAUCGCGACACACUCCACUCCAAAUUUCGACUGUUCAAAAUGAAGCGGUUGGCGAAACUCGCGCUAGUACUGUUGAUGUAUCCUUGCCAAGUGGUGGUGAUGUGUAUGAUCUCCUGGCUGUUGGUGAGAGUAAAUUAGUCGACCAGUCUAAAAUCGAAGUUGUUGGAUUCUUUCGCACCGACCAUGAUCAAAACCAUGUAUUGGGUGACAUUGACAGAGUAAUCGGACUUGCUGGCGGAGUAGACAAAAAUUCACAAAUGGAUUUAAGCAGUCGUGCUGGUCCAGAGGAUGGUCAACCCUACAAUUCAAGUACAACUCCCGUGUUUAAAGCCUUUUCGUUUCUACACAGACGAUCUGUUUCUCGGCAGGUUUUAAACCAUGAAGUUUAAAGGGCAGAAAAAUAAAAAAAUAAAUGCAGA